CACAGUGAACAAACUUUAAAAAAACUACUGCCGGACAUCAGGAAACUGACUUUCAUCGCACAACCAAUUUAUUAUUACCUUCCAGAAUCACGAUGGAGCUUUCGUAUCAAUCUAUAAAAGUCUCCCACCAAGCCCGGGAAGCGGAUGAACUGAGGGCUGAGAUGAGGAAAAAGAGCCUCCUGAGCCUCAUCUACCACCACCUGCUUGGGCAGGGCUACGUUGCCGCCGCAGUGGCCUUGGACCAGGAGACUAAUGGAGGUGUGAAAAGGUUCGAGGUCUGCGAUAACAUCGAUCUGGAGAUGGUGCUGAUGGAGUAUGAGAGUUAUCACUACGUCAAGUUCCAGAAAUAUCCCAGACUUAUCAAAAGAGUAGCAGAACCAGGUGAAAGCAGGAAUGCCAGAAGUGGUGGAGUAAAGAGGAGUUCGUGUUCAGCUGUCAAGCCUCUCCCCAAAAUCAACCCCUCCCAGAGCCAACAGUCAGGAAACGUCGCCAGGAAGACAGCAGCCAGUUCACAUACAAAUGAGAACGGCUCCUCUGCUCCUCCAGAUUCAUCUGAAUUUGGUCUCAACGUGUCCUCCAUCAGAAACGGACCAGCCGGGGAGGCAACCAUGAACAAAAAGGGCCAGAUGACUGACGGCAAAGUUUCAACCCUCGAGACAGUCAAAGGAGCUGGCAGUGACUCGGACCAAACGGAGCGGCUGCUGAAGCCCCUCAGUGGCUUUUCUGGAAUGAGCGGUGAGAUGAGAGAGCUGGCUGCGAUCAUCAGCAGGGACAUCUAUUUGCAAAGCCCCAGCGUGCGGUGGGAGGACAUCAUUGGCCUGGAGGACGCCAAGCGAUUAGUCAGAGAGGCCGUUGUCUAUCCCAUUAAGUACCCCCAGCUGUUUACAGGCGUCCUGUCUCCGUGGAAGGGCUUGCUGCUGUAUGGUCCUCCAGGUACAGGUAAGACGCUGCUCGCCAUGGCCGUGGCUACAGAGUGCAAGACGACCUUCUUCAACAUUUCAGCCUCCAGCAUCGUCAGCAAGUGGAGAGGAGACUCUGAGAAACUGGUCAGGGUCCUCUUCGAGCUUGCCAGAUACCACGCUCCAUCCACCGUCUUCCUCGAUGAACUGGAGUCGGUGAUGAGCCAGAGAGGAACCAGCGUGGGAGGGGAGCACGAGGGGAGCCGCAGGCUGAAGACCGAGCUGCUGGUUCAGAUGGACCAACUGACGAGAUCAGACGAGCUGGUUUUCGUGCUGGCUGCCUCCAACCUGCCUUGGGAACUGGACCACGCCAUGCUGAGAAGGUUAGACAAGAGGAUCCUCGUUAGUCUUCCCUCCCUGCCAGCUCGCCAAGCGAUGAUCUCUCAUUGGCUGCCUCCGCUCAGCUCCACAGGACGGGUGGAGCUACGAACUGAGCUGGACUAUGAAACUCUGGCCAAGGAGACGGAGGGUUACUCUGCUCUGACGUACUCUGGCUCUGACGUAAGACUGGUGUGUAAGGAAGCUGCCAUGAGACCAGUCCGCAAGAUCUUUGACGCUCUGGAGACACAUCAGGACGGCGACACUGACAUGCCUGCCAUCCACCUGGACACUGUGACAACAGCCGACUUCCUGGAAGUCAUCACGCACACCAAACCCUCCGCCCGAAACCUGAUGGACAGAUACACCGCCUGGGAGAGAGAGUACGAGUCAGUCUGACACACAGGCAUGUUUUAACACGACAAAAUAAAC
Plectropomus leopardus (leopard coralgrouper) is the source of this 1709-nucleotide messenger RNA. Its product is annotated as katanin p60 ATPase-containing subunit A-like 2. The record is from RefSeq and is a predicted model, not a curated record. NCBI's taxonomy places the organism in Eukaryota, Metazoa, Chordata, Actinopteri, Perciformes, Serranidae. Gene Ontology annotation, molecular function: protein binding; ATP hydrolysis activity; ATP binding.